AUGGAAGACAGCUUGCCUUGUCUUGCUUCAGUGUGUGAUUCCUCAGCACUUAUGAACUUCUGCACUGAUGAUAGCAUCUCUGCUGCAAGCACAUCUGAUGUCCAGGACCGUCUUUCAGCUCUCGAACUGAGAGUUCAGCAACAAGAAGAUGAAAUCACUGUGCUGAAAGCAGCAUUGGCUGAUGUUUUGAGACGUCUUGCUAUCUCUGAAGACCACGUGGCCUCUGUGAGAAAGUCAGCACCAAGUAAAGGUCAACCAGGCCUCCGAGAAGCUAUCUCUAUGUCCUGUAUAACCAAUGGAAGUGCAGGAAGCAGAAAAACAAGCCAUAGUUCCUCUGUAUCAGUUGCCAGAAAAGAGACCCUCUCGUCUGCUGCUAAAAGCGGUACAGAAAAAAAGGAAAAACCUCAAGGACAGAGAGAAAAAAAAGAGGAAACUCAUUCUAAUGAUCAAAAUCCACAAAUUCGAGCAUCACCUUCUCCCCAGCCCUCCUUACAGACUCUCCAAACACACAGGCAAACUCAAGAAAGCAAGAGCUCUGCUCCAGCUAAAAGCAUAAAGCGAACUUCGACUACUGAAAAAUCACAUAGCAUGUGGGACAACUCAGAUGACAGUCGUAAUAAACUGUUGAGGGCAGCUUCAACAUCAAAACUGAUAUCAAAAGUGGCAAAAAAUGCAGAGAAACAUAAAGAUGUCAUUGUCAGCCAAGCAAAAAUGUCAACUCGUGAAAAAAACAGCCAAGAGGGAGAGUAUAUUAAGAUGUUCAUGCGAGGUCGACCAAUCACAAUGUUCAUUCCUUCUGAUGUAGAAAACUAUGAUGACAUUAGGACAGAACUGCCUCCUGAGAAGUUAAAACUGGAGUGGGUAUAUGGGUAUCGUGGAAGAGAUUGUCGAGCCAAUGUAUACCUCCUUCCUACUGGAGAAAUAGUAUACUUCAUAGCAUCAGUAGUUGUAUUAUUUAACUAUGAAGAGAGAACUCAGCGACACUACUUAGGUCAUACAGACUGUGUUAAAUGCCUUGCAGUUCAUCCAGACAAAAUUAGGAUUGCAACAGGACAGCUAGCUGGAGUGGAUAAAGAUGGAAGGUCUUUGCAGCCCCAUGUUAGAGUAUGGGACUCAGUGAGCCUGAUGACACUGCAGGUUAUUGGCCUCGGCACUUUCGAGCGUGGAGUGGGGUGUCUGGAUUUUUCAAAAGCAGAUUCAGGUUCUCAUUUGUGUGUGAUUGAUGACUCUAAUGAGCACAUGUUGACUGUAUGGGACUGGCAGAGGAAAUCAAAGGUAGCAGAGAUAAAGACUACAAAUGAAGUUGUGCUUGCUGUAGAAUUCCAUCCAACUGAUGCAAACACAAUCAUAACUUGUGGCAAAUCUCACAUCUUUUUUUGGACCUGGAGUGGCAAUUCACUAGCAAGAAAGCAAGGGAUUUUUGGGAAAUAUGAAAAACCCAAAUUUGUGCAGUGUUUGGCAUUUUUGGGGAAUGGAGAUGUGCUCACUGGAGACUCAGGUGGGAUAAUGCUUAUAUGGAGCAAAACUACAGUAGAAUCCACGCCAGGAAAAGGACCUAAAGGUGUAUAUCAAAUAAGUAGACAAAUCAAAGCUCACGAUGGCAGCGUGUUCACACUAUGUCAAAUGAGGAAUGGAAUGCUGCUAACUGGAGGUGGGAAAGACAGAAAAAUCAUUCUGUGGGAUCAUGAUCUGAACCCUGAAAGGGAAAUAGAGGUUCCUGAUCAGUACGGGACAAUCAGAGCAGUAGCAGAAGGAAAAGCAGAUCAGUUUUUAGUUGGCACUUCACGAAACUUUAUUUUGCGGGGAACAUUUAAUGAUGGUUUCCAAGUAGAGGUACAGGGUCAUACAGAUGAACUCUGGGGUCUGGCAACACAUCCCUUCAAAGAUUUGUUGUUAACAUGUGCUCAAGAUAGGCAAGUUUGUAUGUGGAACUCUGUGGACCACACACUAGAAUGGACCAGGCUGCUAGAUGAACCAGGACACUGUGCUGAUUUCCAUCCAAGUGGAACAGUGGUAGCAAUAGGAACACACUCAGGAAGGUGGUUUGUUUUGGAUGCAGAAACAAGAGACCUGGUUUCAAUACACACUGAUGGUAAUGAACAGCUUUCAGUGAUGCGCUACUCAGUAGAUGGCACGUUACUUGCAGUAGGAUCCCAUGACAACUUCAUUUACCUCUACAUAGUGACAGAAAAUGGAAGGAAGUAUAGCAGAUAUGGAAAGUGCACUGGACAUUCCAGCUAUAUUACACACCUUGACUGGUCCCCGGACAACAAGUAUAUAAUGUCAAACUCAGGAGACUAUGAAAUACUAUACUGGGACAUUCCAAGUGGCUGUAAACUUAUCAGGAAUCGUUCGGAUUGUAAGGAUAUAGAUUGGACGACGUACACUUGUGUGCUAGGGUUUCAAGUGUUUGGAGUAUGGCCUGAAGGAUCAGAUGGGACGGAUAUAAAUGCUCUUGUCAGAUCCCAUAAUCGAAAGGUGAUAGCAGUUGCUGAUGAUUUCUGUAAGGUUCAUCUCUUUCAGUAUCCCUGCUCCAAGCCAAAGGCCCCCAGUCACAAAUACAGUGCUCACAGCAGUCAUGUGACAAAUGUCAGCUUUACACAUAACGAUGGUCACUUGAUUUCAACUGGAGGGAAAGACAUGAGUAUUAUUCAGUGGAGACUUGUGGAGAAGAUAACUUUGCCACAAAAUGACAUUGUAGUAGAAAUUGGUACAACCAAAGCACCCAUCCCUGCCAAUGAAAGUGUGGUAGAGUCCCCUGCACCUCUUUCACAAUCAUUUGAUGAAAUGGCACAAAAUGAAAGCCUAACCGACAGCUCUCUCACAUGUUUGGAGAGCAAUUUGGAGCAGACUGUGGAGGCCAAUGAAGAGCAAAGUGAGGAGCAAAGUGAAGGGAGCAGUCUGGAUCCAGGUGAGCCAAGCUACGAAGAACCAUCUAAUGAAACAAGUGAGGAGCAAAGUGAAUCCACUGUUACUGAAGACCAGCAAGAUAAUUCACCAGUGUCUUAA
This is a messenger RNA of Emys orbicularis (European pond turtle), 3009 nucleotides long. RefSeq names its product EMAP like 4 (gene EML4). Bases 1 to 3009 code for a protein of 1002 amino acids. The record is from RefSeq and is a predicted model, not a curated record. Gene Ontology annotation, cellular component: mitotic spindle. Gene Ontology annotation, biological process: microtubule cytoskeleton organization. Gene Ontology annotation, molecular function: microtubule binding. NCBI's taxonomy places the organism in Eukaryota, Metazoa, Chordata, Testudines, Emydidae. The transcript is spliced from 24 exons.